AUGACCAAAAGGAUGUAUGUUGAAACUGUACUUGAGGGUAUAAAGCAGUGUAAAGAAGAAGGCUUGGAUAUAGAUGUAAGAUUGUUAAUUGCAAUAAAUAGACGAGGUGGCCCAGCAGUUGCUAAGCAGACUGUUAAACUUGCUGAAGAGUUCCUUCUUUCUGCUGAUGGGGUUGUAGUAGGACUUGACCUCAGUGGUGAUCCCACUGCAGGACAUGGUCAAGAUUUUUUGGAACCACUCUCAGAAGCAAAAAAAGCGGGUCUAAAGCUGGCAUUACAUCUUUCAGAGAUUCCAAAUCAAGAAGAGGAGACUAAAGUUCUCCUGGGCCUGCCUCCUGACAGAAUCGGACAUGGAACAUUUCUCAACUCUGCAACAGCAGGUUCAGAAGAACUAGUGCCACUUGUUCGACAGAAUCAUAUACCUAUUGAACUUUGCGUGACGUCAAACAUCAAAACUCAGACAGUGCCUUCCUGUGACAAACACCAUUUUGGGUACUGGUACAACAUCGGCCACCCUGCAGUGCUUUGCACUGAUGAUAAAGGCGUCUUUGCAACAGAUCUAUCGCAAGAAUAUGAGCUGGUUGCAAAAACAUUUAAUCUGACUCGAUCACAGAUGUGGGAUCUUUCUUAUGAAUCAAUCAACUAUAUCUUUGCUCCAAGUGUAGUAAAAUCAAAGCUAAGGGAACAGUGGUGUAAACUGAAGCCAACUCUGUUUGAUUAAUCAAACUGUUGUUCUAAACAGCUUGGAUGUAUUAGCUUAGUUAAU
Cariama cristata (Red-legged seriema) is the source of this 765-nucleotide messenger RNA. It is a transcript of the gene MAPDA, whose product is annotated as adenosine deaminase-like. The coding region runs from base 1 to 720 and encodes 239 amino acids. The transcript has 6 exons. Lineage: Eukaryota; Metazoa; Chordata; Aves; Cariamiformes; Cariamidae. Gene Ontology annotation, biological process: adenosine catabolic process; inosine biosynthetic process. Gene Ontology annotation, molecular function: adenosine deaminase activity. The record is from RefSeq and is a predicted model, not a curated record.